Molecule: messenger RNA, 1719 nt
Organism: Misgurnus anguillicaudatus (oriental weatherfish)
Lineage: Eukaryota; Metazoa; Chordata; Actinopteri; Cypriniformes; Cobitidae
Source: RefSeq, a predicted model, not a curated record
UUUAAAGACGACUGGACAGAGAAGUAUGCUUUUAUUUUACCCCAGUCCAGCGCGAAGCCGUUUUGUUUAAUUUGCAGCGAGACAGUUGGAGUUGUGAAGAGUGGAAAUGUCAAACGCCACUAUGAAACGAAACACAGAUAUUUUGAACAGCAGUAUCCACAGAAUACAGAGGUGAGGACAAUAAAAUUACGACAGCUAAAGUCUUCAUAUGAAUCAGCAAAUAAGUUGCUUGUGAGAGCUCUGACACAUCAAGAGAGAGCUACAGAAGCCUCUUUCCGUGUGGCCUGGGUACUAGGUAAAAACAAAAAGCCUUUUUCUGAUGCAGAGGUAGUAAAAGAGUGUUUUGUUGAGAUAGCAGAGGCUUUGUUUGAGGGAAAGGAGAGACAGGAGAUGUCAGAGAAAUUUAAGAAAAUUCCAUUAUCCAAUGAUACCUUAACUAGGAGGACUGAGAUACUUGCACAUGAUUUAGUUAAGCAGUUAGCUGAUGACAUCAAAGAUGCACCCUGCCUUUCACUUGCAGUAGAUGAGUCAACAGAUGGCACAGACCAAGCCCAGCUAUGUGUGUUUGUCAGAUACUUCAGCAAGGCAAAGGGGACAUUCUGUGAAGACUUACUGGGCCUUACACCACUCUGUCACACUAAAGGAGAGGACAUCUAUGAAGCUAUCAUGCAGAUGCUUAAUGAAAUAGGAACUGAUGUCAAAAAUGUUGUGUCCAUCACUUCUGACGGUGCUCCAGCUAUGAUAGGGAAGGAGAAGGGAGCUGUUCAGCGUCUGAAAGAGAAGCAUGUAGACCUGCUGACAUACCACUGUAUAAUACACCAGUCUGUGCUGUGUGCUAGCCUAGGAAAAGAAUAUGCAGGCGUCAUGGAAACUACUAUGAAGCUUGUGAAUUACCUCAGAGCAUCUUCUGCCCUUCAGCACCGUCUUCUGCGAGCAUUCCUGACUGACGUAAAUGCUGCAUAUAAUGACUUACUCCUUCAUAACAAUGUGAGGUGGCUGAGUAAGGGAAAGGUCCUGGAGAGGUUUUGGGCCAUCAGGAAAGAUUUGGAGAUGUUUUUGUCUCAGCAAAAGAAUGUCAAAGCCAGGCAUUUCUUGGAUUUUUUGAAGAAUGAUGACAACUUGGAGCUUGUGGCCUUUUUAGUGGACAUAACAGCUCAUCUAAAUGAACUUAAUCUGAAGCUCCAGGGCCAAGGCAACACAGUGUGUGAUCUGAUAGCAGCUGUACGCUCCUUUGAAAGGCGUCUGGAGAUCUUUAAGAGUGACAUCACAGGGCCACAUAUUCACUUUCCAACUCUUCUCCAGCAGACUAAUGGUAAUCACCAUUAUCACCAUCUUUCCUUUUUGGAGAAGCUAGCUAAAAAUUUCAGGCAGCGCUUUGAAGACUUCAAUGUAGGCAGACAAGUGCUGCUUUGCAUUACAUCUCCAUUCCUGGAAAAUGUGGCUUUGCAGGAAGUGGAGUGCGACACUUUUACCUUUUGGACUAAAAUGGUCACAGCUGAAAAUGUUUCCAACCAACAGAAGGUAGCCAUCUAUGUUCUUGCCAUGUUUGGAUCGACCUAUCGGUGUGAAGCUGCAUUCUCAGCAAUGAAUGUUGUAAAGAACUCAUACCGCAGCAACUUGACUGAUGAACAUUUAGGUCAGUGUCUCCAUCAAGCAACUACACAUUUUUUGCAGUGGUUUAGGCAUCUGAUGAAAGACAAACAGUGCCACUUCUCUUAG